CUUUCUCACCAAUCAUUCUCCUUCUCAUCAACAUGCACCACUUUCACUGAUUCUCUCUGACUCUUAUCUCUUAUGUUCCCAAUCCCAUACUUGUAAAGGAACCUGCUCCCAAAGUUGGCUCUGCAACUGAACAGAACGCUUAAUAGUAACAGCACUAAUGAAUCCACUCACAGUUUCAGAUUCUUCACAUUUUCCAACUCUCCUCAAACACCAUCUUAACUUGGCUUCUCUUCUACUUCUCAUCUUCUCCAUCACCCUUUUAAACUCAUCUUCUCAAACCCACUACACACAUUCUCUCCUCUCCGGUCUCCAGCUUAAGGCUCUUUUGGUGUGUAUAGAUAACAGAGAAUGGAAGAAGAUCAUCAGCAUCAUUUAGAAGAGGAGGAGGAAGAAGAAGAAGAGAUCAUGCUAACAAAAGAAGCCAACAAGAUAGACGAAGACACAUCUUCAUCUAGACUAUUCCCAUGCCUCUUCUGUUCUAGAAAGUUCCAUAGUUCUCAAGCUCUAGGAGGCCACCAGAAUGCCCACAAGAAGGAGAGAACUGCUGCCAGAAGAGCAAAAAGGGCUUACGAUUUUGUCAACAACAAUGACUUGCUUCACACGUUACCUGUCUUCUUAUCCUCCCCCACUCCACACCACUUGACCAUCUUAAGCUACCCUUCUUCUGCGUCCGUUGCAUGCUUUCCAGCUACUCAUACCGACCUUCCAAUCUUCAAAUCCAACGGUGCUCAUUUCGUGUUGGCGUCAUCCCACCAAGGUAGAGAUAGCAAUGGAGGCUAUCUUGGUCAAAAUUGUGUUCAAAUAUUGGAUAAUAACUGUAACAUGGUGAAUAGUGAGAACGGUCAAAACCAGUGUCUUGAUCUCUCCCUCCAUUUGUAAUCUUAGGGAUUAUUGUUACAUUAGGGGGAAAUGAUCCGAUGUUCCCACACGUGACUCUUCUACGUAUAUGGUUCUUUCAUGCAUGAGACACUGAGAAUCGUCCUGUCGUGGACAGAAUCCGAAGAUUUUAUUGUAUCCCGUUGCAUAUGUUAUAAUGGUUAUAGUGC
Messenger RNA from Brassica napus (rape), 1046 nucleotides. RefSeq names its product protein LATE FLOWERING. Gene Ontology annotation, biological process: negative regulation of abscisic acid-activated signaling pathway. Lineage: Eukaryota; Viridiplantae; Streptophyta; Magnoliopsida; Brassicales; Brassicaceae. The transcript is spliced from 2 exons. The record is from RefSeq and is a predicted model, not a curated record. Bases 349 to 879 code for a protein of 176 amino acids.